AUGUCAACAAUGCCUCAGCAACGAUCAUUAUUCUCGGCUCUGGAAAGUCCUGCGGGGGCCGGCGGAGGCGUUAUUGGCAGCCCCGACCGCACACGCACGCUGAGGCCUCGAUCACCGGCGAAUGAGUAUGCGAUCGAAAUAAAUAUGGUUAGCGGCGAAGGAGUUUCCUGUACGUCCGUACUUCUACCAACGGAUGCUGUAAAAGGAGACAGUGAAAUAUGCGACGUUCCUGUCUCGUCACGAAGUCAAAUUCAAGGUGUGGAUGGAUCUAUUGUAGCGGAUGUCACUUCUCCACAUGGCAAAGAUCAUCGCAUCGUCUUUUACCGCAAUAUAAACGUCUUCUCAUUCGAAUUAUUAGACUCAUCCCAACGUCAUUCGAUAACAUAUCGCUUAGACGAGUUACUUUGUGUACGAACAAAGCCGGUAAGGAUAAAGCGAGGUAUACCUGUGGCGGUGGAGGAAGAAGUUUCACCAUCGGAUUCAACCCUGUAUUUCAAUUUCGUCUACAAAAAGGACAAAUAUCGUUGGCGUCUCAAACAGAUCCCGGUGACGUUCAAAACAAAAUCGGAGAGAGAUUACUGGAAGAGCAUUAUAACCGCGACCCUAAUCGGUGUUCGCAACCGUCCGAAGAAUAUUAUUGUGUUCAUCAAUCCUUUCGGCGGAAAAGGAAAAGCCCAAUCAAUCUUCCAGAAUAAUGUAGAGACGUUCUUCAAGCUCACUCCAGGUCUCCGGUUUGAAGUGAUUCUAACUCAACGAGCGAAUCAUGCCCGUGACUACAUAAUCGAGAUGCCUGAAGAGCGAUGGGAGUCUAUUGACGGGCUUGUAUCAGUAGGAGGGGAUGGUCUGUUCAACGAACUUCUCUCAGGGGCUCUACUCCGCACACAACUAGAUGCAGGGACAAACAUAGAUGACCCGGAUUCCGAACAUUUACAAACUCCACAUAUUCGUUUUGGAAUCAUUGGUGCAGGCUCGGCGAACUCCAUUGUGAGCACCGUGCAUGAGACCACCGACUACGCUACAGCUGCUGUGCACAUCGCCAUAGGUUCGGAAUGCAACGUAGACGUCUGCACAGUGCACAAAAAUAACCACCUUUUACGAAUAUCGGCGAACGCUAUCUCCUACGGUUGGUUGGGAGAUGUGCUGCGAGAUUCUGAGCACUACCGAUGGCUGGGCCCGAUUCGAUAUCAGUGGAGUGCCUUACGUACCACCAUUCGGCAUCCAAUUUAUCGAGGGAAAGUGUCGUUUACGCUGUCAAGAAAGGAAACAGAAGAUCCGAACAAACUUCUCCCACCAUGCUUAGCACCUUGCAAAACUUGUGAGGAAAGAUCAAAUGACCAGCAAACGCCGGGUUCUUCACCUCGAUAUGACUACCAUUGGCAUGCUGAAUUCACGCACGUGAUCUGCUGUGUUAUACCAACUGUAACUCCAUUUACUCCAUAUGGAUUGGCGCCGUUCACUGGAAUCGGUGACGGGACCCUCGAUCUCGCUUUGGUUCCGAGAAUUUCUCGAUGUCAUAAUAUACAAUUUAUGCGGAAAGUCGCUAUGUACGGAGGAAAAGGACUGUAUCAGCUGGACCGUACGCUUUGCUGUUUCCGAGUACUGCGAUGGUCUUUUGAACCGGAUCCCGAUCAAGCAAAUCCAGGUGUUUGGAACUUGGAUGGGGAAAUCCUUGAGCAACCGAAAGGAACUGCUUUACAUUUCAGGUUGCAUCCACAGCUGAUUAGUUUCUUCGGUCGUGAUGCGGCAAUGAUUGAACCGUCGAAACGAAAAAGCUUUAUAAAGAAGAGGAAAUCAAGCAUUGUUUAUAACUGA
Necator americanus (New World hookworm) is the source of this 1812-nucleotide messenger RNA. RefSeq lists its product as uncharacterized. The transcript has 15 exons. Gene Ontology annotation, molecular function: ceramide kinase activity. The coding region runs from base 1 to 1812 and encodes 603 amino acids. The record is from RefSeq and is a predicted model, not a curated record. NCBI's taxonomy places the organism in Eukaryota, Metazoa, Nematoda, Chromadorea, Rhabditida, Ancylostomatidae. Gene Ontology annotation, biological process: ceramide metabolic process; phosphorylation.